Benincasa hispida (wax gourd) is the source of this 2464-nucleotide messenger RNA. RefSeq names its product TLD-domain containing nucleolar protein. The record is from RefSeq and is a predicted model, not a curated record. Lineage: Eukaryota; Viridiplantae; Streptophyta; Magnoliopsida; Cucurbitales; Cucurbitaceae.
CAUCGGCGGAAAUGUAGGUCAAUGUAGAAACCCAGGCCCAUAAAACACCCCAGCGUUUUUUCCCUUGUUGAAGUGACACGUAGAAUCCAAAAGCCUUACGCGAUGCCACGACGUGAUCGGCUCUGGUUUACCGGUAACUGAAAAAAGAAAAGAAUAAAUGAAUUUUUAUUGAAGGAAGAAACCAGACGCGGUGGUAGAUCAGUUGAUCCCUUUCGUCCGACGUCGAGUCGUCUGGUCGCCGUUGAAAAAGCCAAGCCAUCAUUUUAGUCGUUGAACCUAGCAUUUGCUUUCGUUUAUGGCAUCAGAAUUAAGAUUCGCAUAGUGCUCAGUUUAUCGCUAUCAGUUUUGAUGAUUCAAUUCCUGAAAAUCAUACAGAAAAAUAGGCAGGUACAUUGUUUCAUUUCCAAUAUUGUUGAGUGACAAUGGGAGCAUCAACAUCAACGGAGAAAAAGGUUCCUGAUGACCAAAAAGAGGCUGAAGCCUUGGCAGCUUCAACGGGAGCACUUCCUCAGCUUCAGAGUGCAUUCUCUAAGCUGGCAAAUCCUCAAACUAAUGCAAUCCCUUUCGAAUCCUUACAGAAAUGUUUCUUUUUAGGUUAUGAAAACCGAACUCAAGAAACAUCUGCAGUGCCUGAAUCCUUUCAGGCCAUCCUAGAUCAUGUGGGUUUAACAAUUGCCGAACUGUUCUUCAUUCCUGAGGAAGGAGGAGUUACCUGGGUUGAAUUUCUUAAGGGCUACAACAAAUGUUGUGGAAAAAUAUCUGCAUCUGUGUUGCUUAAUACAUUAAUUAGGGUAUUUGAUGCUACAAUGGUAAAGGUGGGAUUCCCUCCAAAAUUGGAGUUUACAUCCUAUGAGGAUGAAUUUAAGAUGAGUGGUUUCCUUCUUCCCGGUGAUGUGCUUAUGCUUUUUUUGACGUGUUGGGCUAUGUUUUGGGAUUCUAGUACUUUCAAAGCCUUAGGUUCAAAUUCAAAUUUAUUUUUGCCAGAUAUCAAUAAUCUGGUGCUGUCUUCAGUGAUAUCUUGUGCUGAGGUUGGUAAUACCGUAAACAUUUGGGAUUGCGAUAUCUUAGGUUUGGCCAUUGAAGUACCCAUAGAAAAGUUUCUUUCUUGGGCAGUGAAAACUGUUCCAAGUCUUCCAGAUGGACUCUCAGGAUUUGUACAUGCAAGAAUUCUUCAAGCUCCCAGUCGAGAGGAUGGAGUGAAGUCAUCAAGUUCAUCAGCUGUCGAUAUUGACUCACCUGAGACAUCGAAUUCUUUUGUUCUCAGCCGUGGAACAGCGUGGGCAGUUUCCCUUACACAAAGAGGUGGCAUAAGGGAGGAGAUAACAAAAAUAUGUUUUUUGAUCAGUGGGGAUGGAAAUUAUGAGAACUUACUUUAUAGGUCGUCACUUCAUGGGAGAGGCUUGAAUAGAUUCUGGUCCAAUGUCGAAGGUUACCAGGGUCCUUUGUUUGUGGUUGUUCAUGCCGUAUCUGGAGACACUCGUGAUGGUUGCACCAACGAAUUGAAAUGGACUGUCGGUGUACUGACAUUCCAGGGUUUUGAAAAUAGGGAUCUGUUCUAUGGAAGCAGAGGAAAUAUCUAUGCUCUUAGUCCAGUUUUCGAUGUAUAUUCACCGACUGGGAAGGAAAAGAACUUUGUCUAUAGCCACUUGCAUCCCUCUGCAAGGGUUUAUGAACCACAUCCAAAGCCGGUUGGAAUUGCAUUUGGGGGAAGUAUGGGAAAUGAGAGAAUAUUUAUUGAUGAAGAUUUUGCCAGAGUUACCGUUCGCCAUCACGUGGUUGACAAAACUUACCAGCCUGGUCCUCUCUUCCCAGGUCAGGGGUUCCUCCCUGUCGAAGCUUCCAUUUUAGAAGUGGAAGUUUGGGGAUUUGGCGGCUCCAGGGCUAAGGAAAUACAAAAUUCCUACAAAAAGAGAGAGGAACUUUUCACUGAGCAAAGAAGAAAGGUUGAUUUGAAAACAUUUGCAAGUUGGGAAGAUUCACCGGAGAAGAUGAUGCUAGACAUGAUGUCGGACCCAAAUGCUGUUCGAAGAGAAGACCGUUAGAAAAUGAUGAGAUGACAUGAUGUAAAUGAGUAAUCGAGUAAUGGUGAUAUUCUAUUUCUUUUAAGGAGCUGAAUAUUCAAUUUAGAAUGUGGAAAUCUUUGUAGGUUGAUUUGAAAACAUUUGCAAGUGAAGAUUCACCGGAGAAGAUGAUGAUAGACAUGAUGUCGGACCCAAAUGCUCUGUUUGACGAGAAGACCGUUAGAAAAUGAUGAGAUGACAUGUUUUUUCCCCCUCAUUACGAAUGGUCAAUGCUGUGUGUACAUUUGUCGGUAUAGCUUAAAUGGAUGGUGGCAGUACAAAAUUCUAUGAACUGCAAACUAUAUACAGUGUCUAAUGUUUCUGUUGUCUAUUUUCUCCAUGAUAUAUACUUGGCCCUGAGGGGCAGUAUGGUCACCUGGCUCGUGUCCAUUGCCAUAGAAUAA